Molecule: messenger RNA, 2640 nt
Organism: Diachasma alloeum
Lineage: Eukaryota; Metazoa; Arthropoda; Insecta; Hymenoptera; Braconidae
Product: partitioning defective 3 homolog
Exons: 5
Coding region: 255-2504 (749 amino acids)
Molecular function (GO): protein binding
Source: RefSeq, a predicted model, not a curated record
UUCGUUCGAAGCGCACAUCGACUCAGUGUUUUUGUCUUUCAAACUCUCUCGAUCUCCCGUCACCUGAUUUUUUCUUCCUACUUUCCGAAAGUGUAUGGGCUGUGUACAAUAGAACCAACUAAAAAAAAUCUCAACAGCUGAACGACGUCUGGAUUAAAAAGACGAAUACAAUUGUACACCAGACCUCACUGAGUUACCGGUGGAAAAAAUAAAAAUGACGUCGAUCCGUUGACAUUAUCAAUUCAGGUGUCAGGAUGCGUUGGUUUAAGGGCAACGCCGAGGCACCGAGACUACUCAGCCUUAGUCCACUGCGUGGCGAUGACGACAUCGAGGGUGAAUCGCUGCACUUCCACGGGACAGCAGGAACACGAGACAUGUCUCCAGUUCGAUGGUCACGUAGGAAGUCCUCGGGCUCCGAGUCAGAGAGAAACUGCUACAACGUACAAACGUCCCAGGUGACAACGGAGAAGUGUCCAAGCAAGAAGGACAAGAAGAAAAUUCAAGAGGAACGUAGGAGAUCAUGCGAGAAGAGAAAUCCACUGUUGGACAGGGUCAAGAAUACCAGACUGAGUUUCUUCAAGGACAAAUUGCCGGAUGAUGACUUUGAGGAAGAUGAAAAGUCUCACUUUCGAUCAAUGUGCGACCUUGACAAACGCAACUUGAUGAGAAGUGACUUCAGAAGAUCGGUGUGUGAGAUUGAUUUGAAAAAAAUAACGGAGGAGGAGAAGACGCAGGCUAAGAGAAAAAGAAGAUCAAAGUCGCAUACCCGAGUGCCUUCCCGUAAGAAUCUAGACGAGAGAUUCAGCUUUUUGGGUUUCGGCUCCUCCCCAUCGCCGAAAUCCUGCUGGUCCAAGGAGGACUCGGAGAGUCCGAGAGCGAGGAAAAGUUUUCACGGACACAAGAGUCCGUCAGAUAUCUGUGAACCCCGCGCAACAAUGGACCUGAUAGAGACAGAAGAAUCCGAGCCCCAACUGGAAGGAUCCCAGUUUGACAGUGUAACGCCAUCGAGCUGCUUGGCAGCUAAAUUCCGAGCGAUGCAGGAUCGUUACCUGAAGUCCUCGACCAACAGAUUGAUAGCAAAAAUCUACAGACGAGAUGGUAAAGACAGAGAUAAACGUAGGCUCCGUAGUUUCUCUUAUGGAACCCUACCGGGCUUGGAUGAACUACGUACAAAUCCACUGUUCGAAGAUCAAGAUCAGGACGAUAAUGACUCUGGUAUUCUCGAUAAUGGUUCGGCAACGAGUUCGCUCCUCGACGAUAGAUGCAGCAGUGGAGCUUCUGGCCUGAUCACAAACAUGACCAGUGAUUCGUUGCCCCCGCAGCUACCACCGAGAAAGCCAACGUCAUCCAUCACAGAUUUAACUCGUGGUACACAGGGAUACCUGGGCACAAGUCCAGAUCUAGAGACGCCAAUCGUUAGAAAAUCGAGCACUGAUUUAUCUAAGCAUCAUGCAAGGAUGAUGGUGCAUAAUGCGUGCUUGGGAAUUGAAAAGAAUCCUUUGGCUUGUCUCAGCCAAGCGACUAAUGAUGAAGUCAUUCAGCAUGUGGAGACGAGGGAGGAUUCAUCGAGGCUGAAAGAGGAUAGGAAGAGUAAACGCUUGUCUGUGGUGAGGUCUCGGUCCUACACCACUGAGACUAUGGUGGUGAAACUUCCUAGGGAGACUGUGGACCAAUCUCUGGGAAUUUUCAUCGCGAAAACUGCGGAGAGCAGUCCUGGGUAUCUCGUGGCGCACGUGGUGCCGAAUGGACUUGCUGAUAAGGAAGGAACCUUGAAGAUUGGGGAUGAGAUUUUGAUAGUCAACGGUAAGAGGCUCAGGGGGCUGGACAUGGGGGAGGCUAGGAAGGCGCUUGGCAGCGGGAGUGCUCCCGGGGAAGUGGAUAUUGUCAUAUCCAGGUACACGAGUAUCGAUCCCCCGAAAAGAUUGAAAGAGAGCAGCGUAGAUUACGAGAAUGUCAGCAUGGAGCAGGGACACGGGGUGAUUGUGGAGAAUGCAAGCUCGCCAAAGUCUCACUUCAGGAAACAUCACUCCAGGCAUCAUCGGGAUAGGAAGAGUGGUUCGAAUCGCUCCAUCUCUCCUGAGAAGAGCAGUUCGAUCGAGGGAACACCACCAACGGUUUCGAAUUUUUGCACUCUCCCACGAAGACCACGCAGCUCGGCGUCUUCGUUUCACACGGUUGUCUUUGAAAAAGGCCCUGGUAAAAAAUCUCUGGGCUUCACCAUAGUCGGGGGAAGGGACAGCCCCAAAGGAAGCAUCGGCAUCUUCAUUAAGUCAGUAUUGCCCGGUGGCCAGGCUGCUGAGGAUGGACGAUUGCGGGCGGGGGAUGAAAUUCUGGCGGUCAAUGGACAGGUUUCUCACGAUCUCACGCAUCGCGAAGCUGUACAAUUGUUCCGCAGCAUCAAGAGUGGUCCACUUGCACUGCAUUUGUGUAGGAGAGUCAAGCAACGGGAUGUUCAGAUCACCAAGGCCAAAUCCUGUGCGGAUCUUCUCCUAGUUGACUCUUAAUUCAAUUAUUCGAGAUUACGGAGAUAAAGAAAGUUAUAACAAAAUUGUAAAUACUGUACAUUUGCCGAAUUCAUCGGAUAUGUUAUUUAAUGUGAAAUAUAUUAUAGAUAAUUAUUGGAAUUCUACAAAAUUACAA